AUGAAUCUGUUGAACAUGGCGAAACAUCUCCACCUAACACAAAUGGAAUUUGGCUUUGAAGAUACAAUACCAAGUGCUGAUGAAAUUUUUGCUUCACAGCAAUUAUUCAAGAUCUUAAAAACGUUCGAGGAUAGUGGUUUUAGUGAAUUACGCACUUACCAAACGCUCGAUUUUCAUGAUGAAUAUGAUGAAAUGACAGACAAAGAAGAAAGUACUGAUGAAGAAGAAUCAAACGAUGAACAAGAUAAUAUUGACGAUUAUGAUGAAAAUCAAGCUUGUUUAUCUUAA
Didymodactylos carnosus is the source of this 288-nucleotide messenger RNA. NCBI's taxonomy places the organism in Eukaryota, Metazoa, Rotifera, Eurotatoria, Philodinida, Philodinidae. The record is from the annotation of a GenBank genome assembly.